Ziziphus jujuba (common jujube) is the source of this 2082-nucleotide messenger RNA. RefSeq names its product putative BPI/LBP family protein At1g04970. The record is from RefSeq and is a predicted model, not a curated record. Bases 498 to 1973 code for a protein of 491 amino acids. Gene Ontology annotation, molecular function: lipid binding. The transcript is spliced from 6 exons. Lineage: Eukaryota; Viridiplantae; Streptophyta; Magnoliopsida; Rosales; Rhamnaceae.
UUUAACUAUGCUAUCUUUGGCUGAGAUGCCUGGCUGGCCUAGGCACAGAACACGCGCUCCAUUGUACCUAUCGCGUGGUUCGUGAAACAAUUAAGAGGUGAACAUCUUCAAGUCCGUGCGAACUAGAAUUCAAAUAAUAAUGAAGAAAAUGCCAAAACCUCGACCAACGAACCUCUCCUGCAUCAUUAACUCUAGUAAUUGCCCCUCCUGUUGUUUUCAACGUUUUUAAAGCACACCAAACAGAUUAGCUUCUCCAAAGUUACCAGCUUUCGGUUAACUUCUCUCUUGGGUUUUCAUUGAAAUUUGACUCGUGUAUAUGCAUAUAUAUAUGUAUAUAUUCAUAUGGGUUUCUUCUGAAAUUAUUUGUCCUUUCGUUUUAAGACCAGAGCCACCAUGUUCCUAGCAAUUCUGAGCUGCUCUCUUUUUCAUGUUUCUCUGAGAUUUCUUGGACCAUGCUGAAUUAGCAUAAAAAAAAAAAAAAUAGUGGUUUUUCGAAUAUGGGUUACUUCUCAAAGCUGAUGAAAUCAACUAUUCUUCUCCUAUUUCUGUCACUUGUAUUGGUCCCUGCGAGUACGGAUGAAGAAGGAUUCAUCUCUGUGCUCAUAUCCAAUAAAGGUCUUGAUUUUGUCAAGGAUGUGCUGAUAAAGAGUGCGAUUUCCUCUAUAAUUCCGCUCCAGCUGCCUCUGAUUGAGAAGCCGGUGAAAAUCCCAGUCAUCGGCACCGUUCAUUUGCAUCUUUCCAAUGUAACCAUAUACAGUGUUGAUAUUACUUCUUCAUAUGUUGAGACUGGUGAUACAGGCAUCGUUUUAGUUGCUUCAGGUGCCACUGCUCAUUUGAGUAUGAAUUGGAGUUAUCAUUACCAUGCUUUAGUAAUUGAUAUUUCUGAUCAUGGUACUGCGGCUGUUGAGGUUGAAGGCAUGCAAGUGGGCGUUACUGUAGCUUUAGAGGAUCAAGAAGGAACUCUUAAACUGAAUAUCUUGGAUUCUGGAUGCCACGUGAAAGAUAUCUCCGUAAAGUUGGAUGGUGGAGCAUCUUGGCUUUACCAAGUGUUCGUAGAUGCUUUUGGAGGGACAAUAAGAUCUGCAGUUGAAGACAAUAUUAUGAAGAAAAUCAGAGAAGGGAUGAUGAAGCUUGACUCUUUAUUACAAUCACUUCCAAAAAAAAUCGCAGUAAAUGAUAUAGUUGCUAUGAAUGUUACUUUUACUGGCAACCCUAUCUUAAGUAAUUCUUCAGUUGAACUAGAGAUUAAUGGUCUAUUCUUAGCCACAGAUGAUUUAGUUUCCAAACUUCAUCUUAAAGCAUCAUCAGCACUGGUUUACUGCACUAAGAUGGUUGAGAUGUCAUUGCAUGAAAAUGUUUUCAACUCACUGUCUGCAGUUCUGUUUGAUGCAGGUUAUAUGCAGUGGAUUGUUGACGAAGUACCAGAUUAUCCAUCUAUUCUAAACACUUUUAAAUGGAGAUUCAUUGUUCCUGAAUUAUACAGGCAGUAUCCAAAUGAUAACAUGGAUCUUCAUAUUACUGUAACGUCUCCACCAAUCAUAAAAGUAGUUAAUAAUGAUAUUGAUGUUACGAUUUAUUUAGAUGUAACAGUCGAAGUUUUGGAUGCUCCUGGAGUUAUACCAGUCUUGAGCAUAUCAUUGGAGAUUAGUGCUUCCUGUUCUCUAGAUAUAAUGAGGAAGAAACUGGUUGGUAGUCUUGAAUUGAAACACUUCAAUGCAGAUUUGAACUGGAGCACAAUUGGAACCCUACACAUGCAUCUUAUCGAGUCUUUAAUGGCGGUGGUCCUCAAAACGAUCGCCAUUCCAUACGCGAACCUACAACUUAGGAAUGGAAUACCUUUGCCACUUCUUCAUGGUUUCACACUUCGGAAUGCGGAUAUCUUCUGCACUGAUUCUAUGGUUAUAGUGUGCAGUAAUGUUGCUUAUGCAGCGGAAUUGAAUUCAUUAAGUAGACAUUUUGCAUUGUCCAGAUAGAGUUUACAUGCAAUGUAUACUAGAUAUACAUAUUGUUCGUUGUGUAGAUGGAAUUAAUUGUGAAUCUGAUUUGUACUAUGAAUAAAAAAUGUAUGUUUUAUUUGUAUUC